Messenger RNA from Actinia tenebrosa (Australian red waratah sea anemone), 8389 nucleotides. RefSeq lists its product as uncharacterized. Lineage: Eukaryota; Metazoa; Cnidaria; Anthozoa; Actiniaria; Actiniidae. Gene Ontology annotation, cellular component: sperm head-tail coupling apparatus. Gene Ontology annotation, biological process: spermatogenesis. The record is from RefSeq and is a predicted model, not a curated record.
GUUCGUUUCUGUGCACUGCAUUGGCUUCCUCAUCAAAUGUUCCAUGGCUGAACGUUCUUAAAAGCCACACUUUAAAAGGUCAUAAUUGUCCUUUAUUUGGCAUAUAAACUACCAAAAUCCCGGUCCAAUGAAAUAGAGAUUUGCAAAUGAGUACUCAGAGGGGAGAACUGCUCGACGAUCCGCUUCGAAAACCUCUGAAUUUUGACUUAGAUGAUGACGAUUUAGAUAGUGACCUCGGAGAAGAACUAAGGGGUAUUUACGAACACCGGCUUAAAGAAAUGGAGAGUGUCGAAGUGAAAAGAGACAGUGCACAAAAGCAUCAACUGCAGUCAUUACAGACAUAUGUCAAUGAGUUGAGUGAACAGAAUGAGAUUCUGGUCCAGACUGUGGAAGAGUUAGAACGUGAAGCCAAUGAGAGGGUAGCUCUGAUGGAGUCUAAGCUAAAUAAGACAAACAUCUCACUAAAGGAUGCUUCCAUUAGAGCUAGUGAUUCUGAUAGAAGAUUGGAAAAGGUUGCAAGAGAAAACGAUCUCAUCAAUGAAGACCUGAAGAGUUUGAAGGAAGAGCUGAGUGUCACACAGCAGCAGUACGCACACCUGCAGACAAGAGCUGAGGACCUUGAAUGGGACAUUGAUGGUCUGGUUGAGUUGAUUGGAACAGCAAGAGCAAGCGGAAAAUGGGAGUUUGCAGGUCUUGACUUGAGGACUGUUCCACUGGAUGCCAUUCUAGGAGCCCACGCUGCUGCUUCCAAACAUGUGGGUCAGGGUGAGAAACGUCUGACUGACCACAUCAGCGAACUCAAGCGACAACUGACGGCCAGAGAUGAGAUCAUCCAGAGAUUACAGAAAGACCUGAAGAACAAAGAACAGCAAUAUCAACAACUUUUAGACAAGAAAGCUCAUGGUGACGAGAGGGUUGGUUCAUUUGCUGGUGACUCCAAAUCUUACGAUUCUCACACUGAAGAAUGUUCAGGUGCCAUGACAAACAAAGACAUCUUGAUCCGACAGCUGAGAAUGGACCUGGAACAAGCCAGACGACAGCAACAAAUAACAGAACGAACCUUGAGGGAGUGUGAGAUGGAUUUAGCUAAACAAGAUGGACAGAUAGAAAAACUCCAGGAUAAUGAGACGUUCAGAGUUACUGAUGUGUCCGCCAAGGAGCGCAGAAUAAAGUUGCUGGAGACACAGUACAAGAAUAGCAAGUUGGAAGUGGCCCGAUGCCAAGAGGUGAUUAGAGAAUUGCAGAACUCCGUGAGGUCUUACAAAGAAGGCAGUAGAUCAGUACCACCAGAUGUCACCAAUGACUAUGAACAGAGGAUCAAACGGCUGCAGACAGAACUCGAGGCAUCGGAUGAUCAAAGAAAGAGUGCUAAUCGUGAACUGAUGGCCCUGCAGACCAAACUGCGUGAGAUGGAACUGAUUCGAAAAGAUAACCAAGAAGUUCUCAGUCAAGAGCUCACCAGCCGGGAUUCAGAGCUUGGAAGUCUGCAAGACAGAUACAAUGCUUCACUAGCCCAGGUUCAUCAACUCGACAAAGAACUUCGUCAAGUGAAGGCGGAACGCAGUAACUCGGAUUACGAGCUCGAGAAAAACAAGUAUUACGUUCAGCAGCUAGAGAAUGAUCUCAAGAAGUGUCGCGAACAGAUAGCGGAAUCUCAAGAACAGGUCCAGGCCUUACAGAAAGAACUGUACAGGUUGAAAUCGUCUGCAGAUGACCAAAGAGAUGCUUUGGCAAACGAGGUUGCCGAGCGCCAUGAUGUGAUCCUCAGACUCAAGGCAGAUCUUUCUUCUAUGGAAAACAAGUAUCAAAAUGCGUCAUCCCAGCUUAGCCAUAGAAACCAAGUCUUGCAAAGGAUACGAGAAGAAAACAAAGAAAUGUCUGAACAGACUGAUGAUAAGAAUCGAAAACAAGAGGGACUGGAAAAGAAACUGAAUGCUGCCAACAAGAGGAUUUCAGACCUGGAGUCGUCUCUAGAGAAAAAGGCAAAAAACAGUAUUGAAACGUCUGACCACUUGUCACAACUUCUGGAAGAAAAGGAUAAGCUUAUCCGUGACAUCAGGUCUGAGUUAUCAGGACUACGAGAAGAACAUCAACACGCGUCGAGUAAAGUAUCUCAUCGUGACGAAGCCAUUCAAAGACUGCAAGCCCAGCAAAAGGAAUGCAUGAACGAGGUAUCACGAAGAGAGAAAACAAUCCAGAAGCUAGAACUAGAACUACUGAACGCUCAAGAAAGCCAUCGCCGUGCGCAGGAUGAUGUAGCUCGUCGAGAUGAUAUUAUCAGACAGCACGAGAAUGACCUUCAGAAUCUGCGCAAGCUGCACAACGAAGCUGUAGAGGAGAAUGGUAAACUUCAAGCCAAGAUACAGGCCUACAAAAUAUCGACCCAAAGUGAACACGAUGUACUCGCUGAUGAGGUAUCCCAGCGAGAAGAGGCCAUCCACAAACUGAAAAUCGAAAAGCUCACUCUACAGGAACAACAAGAAAAAGCAGAGGAAAAUAUUCGAGAGCAGGAAAGAGCUAUUGAUAGACUGCGGCAACAGUAUGAAGACUGCCUUCAAGAUGUUCAAACUCGAAAUAAUACCGUGGUUGAGAUGGAGAAUAAACUCGGUGAAAUGAAGAGUAAAACAGAUGAAUACACUGGACAACUUGAACAAUGUGAGGAUACAAUCAGAGAGAUGAACCUCAAGAUUCAUUCCCUUGAGAGUCAGUUGGACCAGAAGGACCACGAGACUGCCAUGAAGGAAGAUACCAUUGGGCAACUGACUUCAGAGAUGGAAGAGUUACAAGACCAACACAGUGACGUCUUAGAUAAGGUGCGAAAGCGAGAGGAUAUGAUAGAUCGCCUGAAAACAGAAUCUUCGUUUUUGAAGGACCAACAACGAGAAAAGGAAAAAGAGAUAUCCCAGCAGCUGGAUGUGGUUCACAAACUCGAGCGGGACUUGAGUCAAACGACACUUAAAUACGAGGAAGUCAAGAAACUCGCCGAAGAAGACCGUUCUGUAAAAGAUGACAGAAUAAAGAGACUACAAGAAGAGUUAACCGACGUCCAACAACAGUACUCCGAGUGCUAUGAUGAGCUUGUCCAACAAGAGGAGUUGAUGACCAAGCUGAGGGAUGAGAUCUCGAGUCUGCAGAUUGAUUUAGGGAAAUCCACUGAUGAGUUGGCCAGGUCUCACGAGUGCAUUCAUUCCUUGGAAAUGGACCUCGCGGUGUCGAAAGAGAAGCAUAGGACCUGCGCAGUAGAGGUAUCUAAGCGAGAUGAAGCUAUUCUGAAUCUUCAAGCCGAACUCGACGCCACCCAACAAGAAUACGAAAACUGCUCAUCAGAACUGGAACACAGAGACAAAGAAGUGGCUGAACUGAAAUCUAACAUUGUCAAGCUAGAUUCUGAUGUACGAACACUCAGGACACAGGUUGAGAGCGCAAAUGAGAAGAUGUCAUCGGAUGAACGAGAGAUAAGCCAACUACAGGCGGACAAAGCGCGCUGUAUGCAAGAGGUGCAACACUUAAUGCAGACGGUGGAGCACUUGGAAUCAUCUUUGUCAGAUGAUCAGCAAGACCAUGAAACUGAGAUCAAGCGACUAAGUACAGAGAUCGAAACUCUUGGUAAUAAUCUGACAGACGCACUGCGUAAAGAAAAUGAUACAGCUUCCUUGUUAAGAGAAGAGUCUGAUAAAACAGAAAAGCUAUCAAGGGAAAUACAGCAACUCCACAAAUCUAAGCUGGAAUGUGCUAAAGAGGUUGAACGUGGAAUCGAGGUGAUGAAGAACCAAGACAAUGAGAUAGUAGAAACGAAGAAAAGACUGAUGUCUCUAAAAGAGAAGCUCAGAGAAUAUGAUUCACAAAACAAGACUCUACAGAACAACUUGUCUUACUACAAGGACCAGUUCAACCAGAGUGUCAGUCAGGUUAAUCGUUGUGAAAAGGCAAUCAAGAACCUUGAAACUAGUCUUCAGGAGACGAGAAAUCAGGUUGUGGAGAAGGACAAAGAACUGAAUAAGCAGUGUGAAGAGCUCGCCAACGAGAAACAAAACUACAUCGAAGAGCGUUCUAAGAAUCAGAGACAACGACAUGCUAUGGAUGAGCUGGAGAGAGAACUGAAGCUAGCUAAAGAUGCUUGUGAACGAUUCAAAAACCAGGUCGCGCAUUGCGAGGAAACGAUCCAGAACUUAAAGCAAAAACUGUCGGAGAAACAGAAAGAUGGAGCGGCACAGGAUGAGAAGAUAAGACACCUGGAGGCUGACCUGAAAACAUCUACUGAUAAAUAUGACGAUUCUGUCAAACAGAUCGCCGAAAAGGAAAACUUGGUUCGAAAAAUACAGGGUGAUCUGUUGACAGAGAAAGAGCAACACGCACAACGUGUUCAGCAGGUUACCUAUUAUGAAGAACGUUUACAAGACUUCGAGAUGGAGAUAGGGAGUUUGAAAGAAGAAAGACGACAGGCUUCACAACAGAUCUCGAGGAGUGAACAAGCCAUCCAACAACUACAGAAAGAAAUGUCUGCAACUAAACAUAAACACCGCAGUGAGAUCCUGAGGAACGAAGAGUUGAUUCGUAACAUGGAGAUCGAGAUCAACAACUCCCAGAACGAUAACAAAUCCCUUGCUCAAGAAAUGGCCCAGUUGAACGUUAAACUUACCGCGACACAAAACACCUUGACCAGCAGAGAGCAAGAAUUGAGGGACAAAAAUCAGGAGCUUUUUAACUGUGAACAAACUAUAGCAGAUCUAAGUGAACAGUUGGCGUCUCUUAAAGUAGAACACAAGCAGCUGAGCACCGAGAACGCUAAACGCAAGGAACGGCUUGGUCAAGUAGAGUCAGAUCUAGCGACUGUUAGAGAACAGCUGAAGGAAAAAACACAAGAGCUCGCUCACAGCGAUGAGAAACUCAUUCUGUUAGAUCAAAACCUUACAUCGACACAGGAACAGCUCAGCGCACGUGUAGCCGAGGCUGUUCGAUUGGAGAAGGUGAACAGAAAAUUCCAAAUGGAGUUGAAAAAAACCAACGAGCUACAACAGAAACAGGACAAACAGAUUACUGAGCUUGAAGGGUAUCUUGAACAACUCAAGGCAGAUCUUAAAGUAUCGCAACAGCGACAUCAGGCUAGUGUAGAAGAGGCUGACGCAUACGAAGAAAGAGCGAGGAACCUGGAACUAGAACUUGAAAUCACUCAAAAAGAAUUACAAGUGGUGAGAGAUGAGUAUUCCGAGCAACUUCUCACGACUCAAGAAAAGGAAGCACAACUGACACAAUACAAGACACAGAUACAAGAGGCUCAGAAACAUAUUCGUCAGUGUCAAGGUGUUAUCGAAGAGCAGGAGAACAAAAUCACUCAUUUCAUUCAGCAGAACCAGGAUAUGAAGGAACAGAUUCGAGAAAAGGAAAAGGCCGCUGGACAAUUGAGAGAAGAACUAGGUGGAGUUUUGGAAAAGAAUAAGAAUAUCAUGGGAGAGAUUGCCGCACGUGACUCUGAUAUCAGACUGUUGAGAACAGACUUGGGUGCAGCUCAGAAAAAGAUCAAAAACCAUAGCAACGAGGUUCGUCGUUAUGAAGAAACGCUACAUCAACUACAAUCAGACCUGGGCAGAACUCAAGACAACCACAAGACAUCUACCUCACAGAUCGGAGCCCUUGAGAAGAGCGUGCAUGUCUUGAAAACACAGCUGUCUAGUGCUCACGGCAACCAUAAAGAGGCCAUGGAACAGUUAACGCAACGAUCAAAACAACUUGCCAAUGUUAAAACCGAACUCGCCACCACGAAACAACGAGCCCAAGCAAUGGAGGAACAAAUUAUUGCCUUAGAAGAUAAGUUAAAGAAGGCUAGAACAGAGUUGAAGCGAAAUCAGGAUAAGAACAAACAAACUGACGGCGAGGUUCAUCACUACGUAAGAAGUGUCGAAGAUCUUAAAAACCAGCUUAACGCUGCACAAGACAAGCUUCAUCGACAGUCACAAGAACUAUCCAAACGAGACGAACAGAUGGUAAUACUGAAGGUCGAACUAGCGACUUUACAAGAAAAACACAGACUGAUAGUAGAAGAGAGUGAGAAGAUAAAACAAGAGUUCACUUUAACCAGGAAACAACACCAAGCCUGUCUAGACGAGGUGAAUAACCUUCGCGUGUCUUUGGAUGAAGCGCGAACAAAUGGUGACAGACUGCACAGAGAGAGCGAGAUGGUCGUGGAAAACGUCAAUAGCUGGGUACAAGAGCAAAAAUAUGGAAACGAAAAACUUGCAUCAAAGUUGAGAGAACAAAGCACACAGAUCUCAAGCCUAAUAUCCGACAAGGAAAACUUGUCUGAAACCUUAAACGCCCUUCAAAAAGAAUGUUCUUCACUGAAAAGCGAGUUAGAGGAGAGACGUCUGGACAGUGAGCGACUUAAGAGUCUGCAGUCUCAUUCAGCACAACAGCAAGUUUUACUUCAUCAACUUCGUAAUCGUCUGGCAAAUCAUGAGAAUGAGCAAGACGCAGAAGCCAUGAAUAAAGCACAAACGAUAGAAGACUUACACAACCGACUCAAGACUAAUGUAGAAACCAUUCAACAGCUGAAUCAACAGCUCAACUCUCUGAACAAGGAGAACCUUCGACAAAGACAUCUGUUGGAUAGAGAAUCGGCCAUGAGAAAGAGCCUUCAGAUGCAGGUAGAUUCACGUGACCAAUCCAUCUCUGCACUCAAGUCACAGAUGGAUUCAUAUCGCUAUUCAGACGUCCCACACAGAGACACCGAUGUUAUUACCGAUUUGUACGGCAAUGAUAUGCAAGACUAUUCAUCACCUAAAUCAAAAUCAGUUCAAAAGGACAAGAUUCGAUCUGUCAUGAGGAAAGAGAUUGAAAAGGCUGGUGUCAAGGACCCACAAGUGCUGGACAAGUCGUACUGGAUACAGAGAGUGGGUGAGCUAUCUAUCCAACUUCAACAGAGCAGUGAAUACUGGGCUCAUAAAGUACGUGACCUGACGGAUCAAAUGGACCACAAAACUGGCUCCCCUGCACACUAAACUCCAUCCCAUACUGGAGAUCAAUUUGACAAUAAGUAAGCAUCGCCCACAAGCUAAGAAUAAAAGAUUCCACCAUACAAGAACAGGCAGGACAACAUAGCAGAUGCAGAUAUAGAGCUGAAUGCAUGCAGCUUGUAUUUUCUUAACAGUGUUUAUUAUUGGUACAGCCAAAUAAAUAGGUUGCCAAGCUCAAUAGCUAAGUUUAUCAUUGGUUGUGCAGCCUUCUCUCCAGCCAGAUACUAGGAAGUGUCAGUUUAAUAAAGAGGAAAAGAAAGUCAUGCUUUGUUUUAUAUAUGCAGUCAUACUUAUUAGUCAAAUCCCUAGUGAAAACUUUUGAUGUAUUGAUAUAUACUUUUCACCAAAAUUUUUUUUUAAAAAUGUGCACAUUACAUUUUAAUGUAGAACUGUCUGAAUUCACAAAAUAAGCUACAACAUUGCAUAUUUGGCUUCAAAAGCCAAGAGCAUGCACAAAGUAUGCAAAUACAUUGAAAGUGGCCAUGGUUGUGCAAUAAGCAUUAGUUGGCAGGUUGUUGCAAGGAGGUAAGCUCACUCACCCUGGACCCAAAACAACUGCUCACUGGCCACCAAGCAAUGCAGGCUGAGUAAUGAUGUUCACACAGUAGUGAGUGACUUUGUACCAUAAACUGUAGAAUCUUGAUUGAUACAUGACUAAUAUAUAGAGAAGUUUUAACUAUUUAACAUAUAUUUUAUUCAUAAGAUGUUUUUAAAAUUCUCUAGUUACGUGUAGUUGUAGCGUAAGUCAUAGAAGCCAUUAAUGUAAUGCUACUUGUAUGCCAAGGAACUAACCAAGUCUUGCAUCCAAGAAUUCUAAAACCUUAUUAUGUCCGAUCCAGUAGCUCUUAUAUUCUUUUAUGUGACAUACUCAAACUUUUUUCUCAUUGUAAAAGAUGUCACUUAGAUUUGGUAGCAGUAUAAAAAUAUUUUUUUUUGUAUUGCCAAGCUUGAUAGAAGUAUCACAUUGCUAUUUCUUAAAAUAUUAGUAAUUAGUGAUGACUUACUGUAUGUAAGUUAUAUUCCUUCACACAGAGACCAUGGUGCAAGGGGGUGAGGUGUACAGAGGGCCCUCCAGUAUUAUAGAACUGAAAUGAUGCUCAUGCCCUGCACCCCGCCUAAUCAAACGCCACUUAAUUUAUAAUGGUCCCUGCUUGAAGGGUUUCUCUUUGUGACAAAUGUUCCAUUUUUAUGCUGCUGCCACGUUCCUGUUUCUGUAACCCACAGGCCAACAACAAAUGUACAGUACACUUAUAUCCAUGUUACAUUGCAUACACUCAAUUGAAGAAUCGUUGUCGGGUUCAGAGACAUAGAACAUAAAAGCUAAGACCGAAAUGGCACAUGGGAAGUACGUUAAUUAGAUGCAUGCUGUGACCAGUGAC